AUGAGAACUGAGAAUAACCAAAGUAGGUAUGAAAAGGUUCAGUCUUUUUCCAAUACCGAAAACAUGUACUUCCCGAUUGGGCUUCUUAUCGUUACUCUGGCUCCCCUCAUCCAAGUCAAUGCAAGCCCAUUAACCGAAGAGACAAAGCGCUAUAUCACGCCGAAUGGGACCGAAGUAUUUGAUCCACGUCCUCACGGUCAAUCCCCAGUCUACACCCAUGAUCGCUGGCCUCGCACUCUCUUCGUGGAACGCGACGAAACACCCACGGAAUGCACCGAAUUUCCGGAUCGGCAUGGCAUCAGCGUCGAAUAUCUUUUCAACCAGGACAACUACACGGUAUAUUGCUGGCAAAACAGCACGGUGUAUGACCCUGCUGGGAAAGUCUUUGUCCGCACUAUCCAAGACUGCUACCUUGAUGAGUAUGAUUUGGUAGCUGAGGACAUCGAUUUUGUUGAGGAACUGCCAAAAUGUGGUCCUGUGAAACCAUACAUGAUCUAUAAUAGCUUUUUGCUAUGGAAUAGCACGCCUGAGGAUACCGCGCACUAUACGCUGCCAUGUUGGAGGGAGCCAAAUACAAAGAGCCAGAGCCUUGAGACUGCCGCAACAGGUCCACAUUUGUACUGCUCGGUCGAAGGAGAAAAGUAUGGAAACUCGACGAAAUGGUGGGAGAGCGCCCGACUUGAGGAUUAUAAAAAGUGCUAUUUUCCGGAUGACAUGUUUUACGAGGGGCACAAUCAAACAAGUGGUAUAUUUGGUCAGAUGUCGGGGUCGGGAGGGCCCUGCCCGUGA
This is a messenger RNA of Periconia digitata, 789 nucleotides long. NCBI's taxonomy places the organism in Eukaryota, Fungi, Ascomycota, Dothideomycetes, Pleosporales, Periconiaceae. The record is from the annotation of a GenBank genome assembly.